This is a messenger RNA of Aspergillus bombycis, 399 nucleotides long. RefSeq lists its product as uncharacterized. Lineage: Eukaryota; Fungi; Ascomycota; Eurotiomycetes; Eurotiales; Aspergillaceae. The record is from RefSeq and is a predicted model, not a curated record. The transcript has 2 exons. Bases 1 to 399 code for a protein of 132 amino acids.
AUGAAGAUCCAGACGCUAGUUUCACUUGGCGCUGUAGGCCUUGCCUUCGCUAACCCAAUUCACAACCUUGAGGAACGCGAUGGCAGUCUCCGCAAGUGUAUUAAAACUCUUAUGAUGGAAGAAGUCAGCAAGAAGUGUUUGUCUGAUACUACAUGCGGCGAGCUGCAAAAAUUUAUACCAUGUAUGACCGAAGCAAUCAACUCCGAUCCUACAUCUUUGCCGUUUGGCCAGCUCCCCGCAGAACCGUUGAAGCAAUUUUAUAGUUGUACCGAGAAGAUACGGGGAUCUUUGGGACUUACGCAGGUGGACCAGCUGCUAGAAAUGCUUGUCGAGGUUGGGAAUGAUGUUUCGGAGCGCUGUUUUGGGGAGGAGGGUUCAAAAUUUUAUGGAAGGGACUAA